AAUUGGUCGAAUUUAAAGUGGCGAAGAAAGCGGUUGUUCUGUCUUAUCGUUCUGUGCGUCCAACGUGCGUUUCAAACGGUUUUAUGGCGCGUUACUUGGGCCAUUUAUAAGCAAAGGAGGAUUAAUCGACGGAAGAUUAUCGCAGACUUGUUGCGUGGUCUCCAUACAUGACAGAAUACUAUUAUUAUGUUUAAAUAACAUUACACCGAUUCCAAAAUGACCUCAUCAUUAUCAUUGCUGGCUAGUCACGAUGAAGUGGUUCGUUGUACGAACGUGCUCGUCAAUGGAGCCUGCGAAGAAGAAUUUUUGCAAUUUGCAAUCAAUCAAGAGGAGAUGCGACAAAAAUGGCUGGCAUCUAUUCAAGAAUGCCAGCGUCUUCAUUCAGCUUUAGAGAAAGCUCACCAAGAAGCAGCAGAUUUAGAUCGUAAAUUAAGUCAUGCUAGGAGACUCCUAGAUGAAGAAAAACGAAAGAGAAGGACCGUGGAGGAGCAAAGAAAUUCAUUGGAAAGACAAAUUAGUAUGGCUAGGGACUUAUUAUUCAAUGAUGGCGGAAGAAAUUUAAAUGAUGAAACCAGGGAGAAGUUACAAUUCUUAAAUAAUACUACAUUGAAUGGGCGUCAUAGUAACAUACAUAUUAAAGAUUUACAGCAAAAUGAUAAAUUAAAUACUAUAGCGGAGCUGGACUCCACUGGCUCCAUAUUAAGCGACUUAAGUUGCUUUUCAAAGUCAGAAGAUGAUUUAGAUACCAGUGUACUCAUUCAACAAAGUCAAAAGAAACGUGAAUGGAAAGAACACAGACCUAGUGGUGAAUAUUCUGCAAAGAAACGCCGUAGUAAUGUACAAAAGAUUGCAGAAUUAAAUACAUCUGAUAGGAUAGUAGCUACAACAACUGUAGUUGUACCUAAAGAAGGAGCUAUCACUGCAUCUUCUGUAAUCGAAGCUAUACCAGGAAAUGAAAAUGCAGAUCCAGAGGGUUCACUACCCAGCUCAGCCAAAAAGCGCAAAAGCGGUGAUCGCAGUAAAUCAAAAUUAACACCUGUUAACACAAAUAAUGAACAGAUAAAUGCUACACCCUCUGCACCGAAAGCUGAUAUCCUUACAUCAGGAUCAGAUUCUGAGGGUAUUUUUAAACCUAGUCCUAAUAUAGGGGGAUAUACUUUAAAUACAAAAUCUGCUAGGGGUCAUAGUUUCAUAGCUAAAACAGUGAUUAAGCCAGAAGUUUGCACAUCCUGUGAUAAAAGAAUUAGGUUUGGUAAAGUAGCUUUAAAGUGCAGAGACUGUAGAGCUACAGCUCACACAGAAUGUAAAGAAAUGGUACCAUUACCAUGCGUACCCACUGGAAAUACACCUACUUUACGUGGCACUUCAGGAACCAUAGCAGAUUAUACACCUAUGAUUCCACCAAUGGUACCAUCAUUGGUUGUUCAUUGCAUCAACGAAGUGGAAUUAAGAGGAAUGAGUGAACAAGGAUUGUAUAGAGUAAAUGGUGGUACAACAGAAGUAAAAUGUCUGAAAGAAAAGUUCCUCAAGGGCAGAGGUGCUCCCAAUCUUACUGAAGUUGAUAUUGCCACCAUAUGUUCUACUCUUAAAGAUUUUCUCAGGUCUUUGCGGGAACCAUUAAUUACUGUAGGAUUAUGGGCGGACUUUGUUCGCGCCACUACUAUUAACGAUAAACAGGAUGCUGACGCUGCUUUAUAUCAGGCGAUUUCAGAAUUACCUCAGCCUAACAGAGAUACUCUCGCUUUCCUAAUAUUACACCUACAAAGAGUAUCAAGCAGCCCUGAAUGCAAAAUGCCUAUAAGUAAUCUGGCCAAAGUUUUUGGACCCACACUGGUGGGUUAUAGUUGUCAAAACCCAUCGCCAACUUCCUUGCUCACAGAGACCAGAAAUCAAGUUGCGAUAGUUGAAAAUCUGUUGAAAAUCCCUUCUGAUUAUUGGGCAAAUUUCGUCAACCCUGAAAAUUUAAGCAAUAUUGUUACUCAUAAGACUGCUGAACUAAGACAUACACCAUCUACUGAGUCUUUACUCAAACGUAGUACCUCUCGCGGUUUCUUUAAUACUCCUCUUGCGUCUGGUCGGUCUUUUAUAAGGAGAAACAAAAAAUACUUUGCAACACCUCCUUCGAAAGCAGGUUUCUAAAGAGAAUUGGUAUGUAAAAUAUAUUAUUUAAGCCGAAAUACAAAAAUGGCUGAAUUAAUUGUGGAUUAUUUAAAUAUAAUUACACUUUAGUAUUUACAAAUGUGCAACACAAUAAUUCUGUUUUGUUCGAGAACCUGCAAAUAACUUUAUGUAAUCUGGGUUAAAAAUAAGUUCUAUUAGGUUUCUAUUAUUAGCGUGCCGAAUUUAAAGAAAUUAAACUAUUAGUAAUAUAAUGCAUUAAAUAUCGUUGUUCGGUACAUGUGUACAGAUGUUACCAAUGAUAACCUCAAUAUUUUUAAAGAAUUGAGACUAAAAUGUAGUUAUAUCUAAAUUU
This is a messenger RNA of Megalopta genalis, 2473 nucleotides long. It is a transcript of the gene tum, whose product is annotated as Rac GTPase activating protein tumbleweed. Lineage: Eukaryota; Metazoa; Arthropoda; Insecta; Hymenoptera; Halictidae. Gene Ontology annotation, biological process: mitotic cytokinesis; Rho protein signal transduction; mitotic spindle midzone assembly. Gene Ontology annotation, cellular component: centralspindlin complex; nucleus; midbody. The record is from RefSeq and is a predicted model, not a curated record. Gene Ontology annotation, molecular function: GTPase activator activity.